Molecule: messenger RNA, 3057 nt
Organism: Penicillium arizonense
Lineage: Eukaryota; Fungi; Ascomycota; Eurotiomycetes; Eurotiales; Aspergillaceae
Product: GTPase-activating protein GYP7
Exons: 7
Coding region: 1-3057 (1018 amino acids)
Molecular function (GO): O-methyltransferase activity
Source: RefSeq, a predicted model, not a curated record
AUGGGCCCCAAAUACACUCCUCCUCCUACACCGUCACCACCUGCUUCCUGUUACGCUAUGAGUGACGACGACGAGGAUGAGUACAAUACCAUCGCCCAGGCCUCCUCGAGGAGAGGGGUCAAGUUGCUCUUCUCCAAAAGCAAAGUCUACGUUCAUCCCACUUCGUCCGCCAAAGACAAUAUUGCUGGCUUCAUCGCCCUCAUUCAACAAAAGCCAACCCCCGCAUCACAUGCCUCACAAUCCAAGCACCCCGAUGCGCCCUCCUACCUUCUCGCAUGGGUCCCAGAAUCCUCCCUUGGGGAGGCCUACGAUACAUAUGUGAAAGUAGACCUCUCUGACGACUCGUCACCACCGCGCCAGAAGUACCUCGUUCCGCCGCUUCCGACCACCACCACCUACAAAGACCCCAUCGGGCUGUAUGCAUUUGCAAUCCCGCUAUCAGAGAUAUACUCGCUUCUCGUACGACCGCCGAGUCUAGGAUGGUGGUUCGGAAGUUUGGUGAUCAAUACCCGGGCAGGCGACGGCUUUCCGGCACUCUUCUUCCAUGACGACGAGUGCGAGUCGACCAUCUUGCAGAAGAAGAAAAGGGUACGAGAGAACUUUGACCCCUUCGACAAUGAAGGGAGCUUAUUCUGGGGUGGUGAUGAGGUUCUGCGCUGGCUCCGGAGAUAUGUGGAGGUGGAGCGCUCAUCGGUGGACCGCAACGUCUACCUCGUCAACCCGUCGGACGAGGAUCAGCUGUCGUUUGGACGGUCGGCCACUCACGGCGAUGCGUCUCUGCCAGGAAAGGCACAACCAGAAGCUGCAGCAGCAGGGCCCAGCCAAGCCGGUCCGCCCGAUGCAAGCAUGGACCCCUUCAUGAAGACCCUCAAGGAGACUCGGUGGAAGGUGUUGGAGCAGCUGAGCAAGAUCACGACAUUCACCCGCCGAACUGCCAAUGAUAUUGCGGAGAAUCCUCGGAUUCCACCUCAGAUGCGCCGUCUCAUGAAGAACCCCGAAAUCCAGACGUUGCAAGAUGAGUUUGACAGUGCCAGAGUCUAUCUGGCCCGCUGGGCGAUGAGUGUAGCCGAUCAGAGCGAGAAAGACCGCAACCAGCGUAUAUGGACUGCACAGGAUAUGCUGGAGAUGGAGAAUAGCUCAGUUGGAGACUUUGAGAUUCUCGAGUUAGAGACGGGGAAUCUCGCCCUUCAAGAGCGACGCAGAGUCCUCAAGUUAGAAGAAUGGGAGGGCUUCUUCGACUCAACAUCGGGAAGACUUCAAGUGACAGUGGAAGAAGUCAAGGAACGGAUCUUCCACGGUGGGUUGGAUCCAAAUGAUGGCGUUAGAAAAGAGGCCUGGCUCUUCCUUCUCGAGGUAUAUCCGUGGGACAGCAGCCGGGAAGAGAGACAAGCUUUGAUGAAUUCGAAGCGCGAUGAGUAUAUCAGACUCAAAGCAGGCUGGUGGGAGCGGAUGGUCGAAGGCAACUCGACAGUCGAGCAGUUCGAUCACUGGAAAGAGCAACGGAAUCGGAUAGAGAAGGAUGUUCACCGAACCGAUCGGACCAUUCCUCUGUUCUCGGGUGAGGACAUCCCUCACCCCGAUCCCGAUUCUCCUUUUGCCGAGACCGGCACCAACGUGCAUCUAGAGCAAAUGAAGGAUAUGCUCUUGACGUACAACGAAUUCAAUCCAGAUCUCGGCUAUGUGCAGGGAAUGAGUGAUCUAUUGGCGCCAAUCUACGCCGUGAUGCAAGAUGAUGCUGUCGCCUUCUGGGCCUUCGUGGGAUUCAUGGAUCGAAUGGAACACAACUUCCUCCGAGACCAGUCCGGAAUGCGUGGCCAGUUAUUGGCUCUGGAUAACCUCGUCCAACUCAUGGACCCGCAGCUUUACCUGCAUCUGCAGUCGGCCGACAGUACCAACUUCUUUUUCUUCUUCCGUAUGCUCUUGGUCUGGUACAAACGAGAGUUUGAUUGGUCCGACGUGCUCCGCCUAUGGGAGACAUUAUGGACGGACUACUUCUCCAGCAGCUUCCAUCUCUUCAUUGCGUUGGCAAUACUCGAGAAGCACCGUGACGUGAUCAUGGAUCAUCUCAAGCACUUUGACGAGGUUCUCAAAUAUAUCAACGAACUCUCAAACACAAUGGAACUGGUCCCUCUUCUCACCCGCGCGGAAUCUCUUUUCCACCGCUUCGAACGCUCCGUCCAAGCCAUCGAUAAAAAGGACAACUUCCCCGCUGCCCCGACCGCCCACCAGCGCCGGCCCGGAGAUCAGAGUUCGGGGGAUAAAGUCCCAACUUCUUUAUUCUCAACAGCAAACGCCAAAAUGAGGAAGCCAUUCAGCCCUAAGCCAACCAAGUUCGCCCUAGACGGCCGCGAAACCGAUCUCCUCCACUACAUCUACAAACAAGACCUGCAAACCCUAACCAACAACCCACGCGCCCUCCUAUCCCAAAUAGACACCUACAGCACAACCACCAACCCACUAAUGAACAUCGGCCCAACAAAAGGCGCCUUCAUCGAAAGCCUCAUAAAAACCCACAGACCACGCCUAAUGAUCGAACUAGGCGGGUACAUCGGCUACUCAGCGAUCUUAUUCGGCGCCGCAAUGCGCAACCACGGGGGCAAGUAUAUAAGUCUAGAAAUGAACCCGGAGAUGGCAGCCGUGGCGAACCAACUUAUUUCCCUGGCUGGUUUGGGGGAUACGGUUUCUGUGAUUGUUGGUACGGCGGCCGAGUCUUUGCGAGGACUUGUGGCCCGGGGCGGACUUGGGCGUGGGGGAGUGAUUCCGAUGGUGUUUUUGGAUCAUUGGCAGGAUGUUUAUUUGCCUGAUUUGAAGUUGUUGGAGGGGCUUGGUGCUGUGGAUAUUGGGUCUGUUGUUAUUGCUGAUAAUGUUAUUUUCCCUGGUGCGCCGGAGUAUUUGGAGUGGGUUCAGGCUAGUUGUGAUGUUAAGAAGGGGUUGAAGGGGGUGGGAGAGGUGGGAGAUGCUGGGUUGGUUUAUGAGACUGAGGUGACGGAGUUUGAGACUCAGUUUGGGAAGGAUGGGGUUGCUGUUACGAAGGUUGUUGGGAAGGAGGAUGCCUAG